Molecule: messenger RNA, 1542 nt
Organism: Amblyraja radiata (thorny skate)
Lineage: Eukaryota; Metazoa; Chordata; Chondrichthyes; Rajiformes; Rajidae
Product: C-C motif chemokine 20-like
Exons: 4
Coding region: 324-653 (109 amino acids)
Biological process (GO): immune response
Cellular component (GO): extracellular region
Molecular function (GO): chemokine activity
Source: RefSeq, a predicted model, not a curated record
GGGCAGGCCAGCAGCUGAUCCAAGACUUGCAGCUCCGUGUAUAAAUACGGGAGGGAGACGGGGGAUGAGACACGGAGCAGAGGUGGGUCUACUCAGAGAGGAGAGAAGGAGAGAAGAGGAGGAGAAGAAGAAGGCGAAGAAGAAGGCGAAGAAGGCGAAGAAGGCGAAGAAGAAGAAAGAGAGAGAGAGAGAGAGAGAGAGAGAGAGAAGGACUGAGAGUGACAUAGAGAGUGAGAGAGAGAUAGGAGAGAGAGACAGAGACAGAGAGAGUGUGUGUGUGAGAGCGACCUGCAGCCGACCCUGCCUGUGACCGACAUUUCAACAUGACCCGAGUCCCGGCGACCUUCCUCCUGCUCUCCGCUGUUGCUGUCGUUCUCUGGCACGUUUCCCAAGCCAGCGAAGAUGGCCGGAGUGUGAACGACUGCUGCCUGAUGACGGCAAAUGCUCGCAUCCCGAUUCGCAUUGCGAAGGGUUACACGAUUCAGAAAGCCGGCAAUGGGUGUAGCAUCCACGCCAUUGUGUUCCUGACCAAAAAGGGGAAACACCUUUGUGCCCCUCCAAAGGAGAAGUGGGUGAUCAAGCUGAUGAAGACCCUGGACCGCAAGAGUAAGAAGAGAAGCAAGUCCCAGCAGAGCCGCAGGCGGAAGAACUGAGGAGUGGCCGCGGCCCAGAGACCUUCGGAACCUUCCCUCCGUUACCUCAUGCUCCCACCCGAAGAUGCCAAGAUAUAUUUGUUGCGGGGGGUGCAGACGGGAUAUCCCCCAACCCCACAGGCGAUGUUCCACGCUGAUCGGCGACCCCCUCAACGACCCCUCUCCCUCCAAUCUCAAAAUGAUGGCCCCUACCCUGGGACUCAACCCCCCCUCUCCCCUCCUCUUUCACUCCCUGGAGAGGUGGGUCUAGAGUACUCGGUCUCACCUCCCCCCCACUCAACUGCCUGCUGCAGAGUUCGAUAUUGUACUCCUGUAACCAGCUGAAAUGUGUCGGCAGGAACUGCAGAUGCUGGUUUAAACCAAAGAUGCCGGCGUAACUCAGCGGGACAGGCAGCAUCUCUGGAGAGAUGGGGAGGUGUAGAGGGAGCUUCACUCUGUGUCUGACCCCCUGGGAAUGGACAGACCUCUGUUCCAUCAACCCCACACUGUCCCUGGAAUAUCUCCCACCGUUUGUGGUUUAUCAAUCGGCACUGUAAUGCUUCGAGGGAACUACACCAGGCUCCCCCUCCCCUUCCCCCUCCCCCCACUCCCCCUCACCCAGAGUGGAGACCUCACUCGGCCCACCAAGAGAUCCCUGAUAAAAUGUGAAACUGAAAAACGCUAAGUGCCGGAGGAACUCCGCGGGUCGGGCAGCAUCUUUGGAGGGACUGCCUGGGACAGUCCCGAUUCAGAGAGUUGACCCGAAACAUCGACCAUCUCCAUGGGACGGCUCGCUGGCGCAGCGGGUAGAGCUGCUGCGUCACAACGCCAGAGACCCGGGUUCGAUCCUGACUACAGAUGCUGUCUGUACAGGGUUUGGACGGUUCUUCCUGUGACUGUGUGGGUUUUC